UAUGAGUUCAAGUAAAGUAUGGAAAAUGAAUAAGAAACAAGAUAAUUGACCAGUACAAAUUCUCUCUCUCUCUCUUUCUUUUUGAUAGACUUGAAAAUAGCUUGUGUUAUGGUUGGUUUACCAGCAAGAGGCAAGACCUAUAUCUCUCAAAAAGUGUGUCGAUAUUUAACAUGGUUGGGUAUCAAGACAAAAGUAUUCAAUGUUGGAAACUAUCGUCGCCAGCUCCAUGGAGCCAAUUUACCACACACAUUUUUUGAUCCACACAACUCAAUAGGCGAACAACAACGACGUGAAGCAGCAGCAGCAGCCUUAGAAGACAUGAUACGUUGGUUUAAUGAAGAUCAAGGGAUUGUUGCUAUUUAUGAUGCUACCAAUUCAACCAAGGCAAGACGUAAAUGGUUAUGUCAGAAAUUGGGUGAAGAAGACAUUCAGGUGCUCUUUAUUGAGUCUAUCUGUCAGGAUGAAGCCUUGAUUUUGGCGAAUAUUAAAGACGUCAAACUCAGUUCGCCUGAUUAUGCGGCCAUGAAUCCUGAUGAAGCAGCCAUUGAUUUUAGAGCGCGUAUUGAUCAUUAUAAGGAGCAAUAUGAAACCAUUACUGAACAAGAAUUGACGUAUAUCAAGCUUAUCAAUGUCGGUAGUCAGAAUAUCAUUAAUCAAAUUCAAGGCUAUCUUGAAUCACGUAUUGUGUAUUAUCUGAUGAACCUUCAUAUUGCACCUCGAAAGAUUUAUUUCAGUAGACAUGGUGAAUCACAGUUUAAUCUAUUGGGCAAAAUUGGCGGUGACUCAAACCUAUCAGAAAGAGGUCGCCUCUAUGCUAGUAAAUUGCCUGAAUUGAUCAAGACAAAUUUGGGUGAUCAGAGUCUGACUGUCUGGACUUCAACCAUGAAAAGAACGAUUGAGACAAGCGAACAACUCGAUUACCCUAAACUUCAAUGGAAGGCUCUAGAUGAAUUAGAUGCUGGUGUGUGUGAUGGUAUGACUUAUGAAGAAAUAGAACAAGAAUAUCCUGAAGACUUUGCCAACCGUGAUGAAGACAAGUUCAAUUACAGAUACAGAGGAGGAGAAUCUUAUGGUGAUGUUGUCCUAAGAUUAGAACCAGUGAUUAUGGAACUAGAAAGACAUGAGAAUAUCCUUAUCAUUGGCCAUCAAGCCAUUCUUCGCUGUAUUUAUGCUUAUUUUAUGAACUAUAGUCAUGAAGAUUUGCCUUAUAUCAAAAUCCCACUUCAUACAGUGAUAGAAUUGACACCUAAAGCCUAUGGCUGUGAAGAAAAGAGAUUUAAAGUUGACAUAGAAGCAGUAGAUACACAUCGCCCUAAAGUAAAGCGAUCUACUUCUAUAAGGAAAUUAAGACCUUCUCUCAAGAUGCCUGCAGUGGGUGCAAGUGGUGAAAUCGUAAGGGAUCCCAUGAGUCCAAUUAUCCCUAUCAGUCCACAACUGUUCCCUAAAUCUUCUACUUCUACUGCGGCAACUCCUAAAACACCGUUAACCAAGCUUGAUUUAGGUGAUGCUUAUUUAUCUUGAUAGUGAUAAUGAGAAAAAUAAUAAUAAAAAACAACCAGCGUUCUUUUAAUUAUUAA
Gilbertella persicaria is the source of this 1577-nucleotide messenger RNA. Its product is annotated as 6-phosphofructo-2-kinase-domain-containing protein. The transcript has 6 exons. Lineage: Eukaryota; Fungi; Mucoromycota; Mucoromycetes; Mucorales; Choanephoraceae. Gene Ontology annotation, biological process: fructose metabolic process; fructose 2,6-bisphosphate metabolic process. Gene Ontology annotation, molecular function: 6-phosphofructo-2-kinase activity; ATP binding; fructose-2,6-bisphosphate 2-phosphatase activity. Gene Ontology annotation, cellular component: cytosol. The coding region runs from base 109 to 1521 and encodes 470 amino acids. The record is from RefSeq and is a predicted model, not a curated record.